AUGCCUCCACUUGAAAUUAGGGCUUUUGGGGGCCAAGGGUUUAUGGCUUUGCGCAGCGCAGUGGCGUGUGCUCUUCCGGCAUUGGCGCGCGCGGCGGCGACGGCGGCGGGCAACGGGCGCGCGCUGGCGCUCAAAUCCUCGCCCUCGGCGAUGCAGUCGGCCAGCAUUCUCUGUAGCGGCAAAGCAGCUGACGAGCUCAUGGAAGCGCUCAUGUGUUUUGGAGCUACUUCUUGCAGCAUUGAGGAUGCAAACAAGGAAGAAGAGGAGAAAGAUGGUCCAGUUCCCUGGCAGGCUGGGGAUUCGCGUAGUUUUUGGAGCAAGAGUUGCAUCACAGCCAUGUUCGGAGGAGACGUUGAUGUCUCGGAGGUUUUUGCGCUCGCAGCUGACACGCUGGGGCUGAAAGAGGUUCCAAAGUACGAGCUUAAAAUAAUCCACGAGUGCGAUUGGCUGCAGCAAGUUAAGGAUUCGUUCCAACCGGUGCAAGUGCUUCCACGUUUUUGGAUCGUGCCAGAGUGGUGCACGCCUCCUGACAGUGAGGCGACCAACAUCAUUCUUAAUCCGGGACUGGCAUUUGGCACUGGAGAGCAUCCAACAACAAAGCUUUGUUUGAAAUGGCUGCACAAGUCAGUGAGAAGCGGGGACAAUAUUCUAGACUAUGGGACAGGCUCAGGCAUCCUUGCGAUAGCGGCGUUGAAGAUGGGAGCUUCACAUGCAGUUGGAGUUGACAUUGAUCCCAUGGCAGUAUCUUCCUCGGCUUCAAACGCGACGUUGAACGCUCUCGAUCCACACGCAUUCGAGGUUUUCAUCGCUGCAGCCGACGAUAAAGACGAUCCCGUGCCGCAUGGGCCCGGAGUUUUCGACGUCGUCGUCGCAAACAUCCUUCUCAACCCGCUUCUCACUCUCGCGAACUCCAUCGCCGGCUACACAAGACCAAAAGGAAAAGUUGGCCUCUCUGGCAUUAUACUCGAACAGGUUGAAAGCGUUGUGAGGACUUAUUCCCCGUUCCUGCGCGAUAUAGAAAUCAGCGACGAAAAUGGCUGGGCAUGUGUGUGUGGCAUCCGGAAAUGCGAGUGAUGUAAGCUCGCUUGUCCAAGUUCUCGCUCUCUCGUCUUAAAACUCUCACAAUCUUCCGAUAAGGAUCUACGGAGGCUUGGCAGCAAGCGAAGUGACGAUGCGUUUCAUUUUAUUCCCUCAUUCGUAACACUCGCUAUAAGUUAAGCCAGAUUCGUUGCGUCGCGGCUUGAUAGUUUUAUAACAGGAAGCAAACAAAGAAGCAAAGUAUCUCUAGAUCUGUUUGGCGCUUUGGCCAAGUGACAAAGACGAAGAUAUGAUGACGCUA
This is a messenger RNA of Selaginella moellendorffii, 1339 nucleotides long. Its product is annotated as ribosomal protein L11 methyltransferase. Gene Ontology annotation, biological process: peptidyl-lysine trimethylation. The record is from RefSeq and is a predicted model, not a curated record. The transcript is spliced from 8 exons. Bases 1 to 1074 code for a protein of 357 amino acids. Gene Ontology annotation, cellular component: mitochondrion. Lineage: Eukaryota; Viridiplantae; Streptophyta; Lycopodiopsida; Selaginellales; Selaginellaceae. Gene Ontology annotation, molecular function: protein-lysine N-methyltransferase activity.